This is a messenger RNA of Tilletiopsis washingtonensis, 1134 nucleotides long. RefSeq names its product Aldo/keto reductase. The transcript is spliced from 10 exons. The record is from RefSeq and is a predicted model, not a curated record. The coding region runs from base 39 to 929 and encodes 296 amino acids. Lineage: Eukaryota; Fungi; Basidiomycota; Exobasidiomycetes; Entylomatales.
CCUCACAAGCACUGCCAGCGCAUCCGCACAGCUGCAACAUGACACGCGUGCCGCUCAUCUUCGGCACCAUGACGCUCGGCGAGGCGGGCAGGAACGGCGUGCGCGAGAGCGACCUGCCGCGCUGCCAGGAGAUCCUCGACGUCUACUUCCAGCACGGCAACGAGCUCGACACGGCCCGCCAGUAUGCAGAGGGCACGACGGAGCAGUACCUCGCCCAGCUGGACCGCAAGGACGCCUUUGUCGACACCAAAGUCUACCCGACCAACGCAGGAGACCACGCUCCCGAGGCGUUCCGCUCGACGUUCUUCAAGUGCCUUGAGGCGCUCAACGUCAAGAAGGUCCGCACACUCUACCUGCAUGCGCCGGACCGCAGUGUCCCGUUCCUCGACACCCUGACCGAGGCGGACGCUCUGCACCGCGAGGGCUACUUUGAGCAGCUCGGCCUCAGCAACUUUGCGGCCUGGGAGGUGGCUGAGAUCGUGACUGCCGCACGCGAGCGGGGUCUGCUGCAGCCCAAGAUCUACCAGGCAAUGUACAAUGCCCUCACGCGCGCCAUCGAGACAGAGCUCGUGCCAGCGUUGCGCAAGUAUGACAUGCGUCUGGUCGUGUACAACCCGCUUGCGGGCGGCCUGCUCGCGGGCAAGCUGCCGGGCAAGGAGUCCGGCAAGGGCAGUCGCUUUGAGGGUGACAGCAAGCUGGCGGCCAUGUACCGCGAGCGCUACGUCAAGAACCUCUUCGUCGAGGCCGUCGAAGGGCUUCUGCCGAUCGCGGAGAAGCACAACGUCUCGCUGGCAGAAGUGGCGCUGCGGUGGAUGCAGCAUCACAGUGCCCUGACGCCGAGCGACGGCGUCAUCCUUGGCGCUUCCAGCGCUGCACAGCUCAAGGGCAAUUGCACUGCUUCGUGCAUGCACGCCGCACAAGCUGUCUGAACCGCACUGACGCAUCAGUGCUGCAGCGAGGGCGGCCCGCUGCCCGACGAGCUCGUCGCCGCACUCGACGCGGCCGCCAAGCAGGUGCUGCCCGACUGCCCGCUGUACUGGCGCUGAGGCCUCGAUCAAGCUACGCGCUCGCAAAUGAGAUCCUUUGGCUUGCUCGUUGGACGCAUUUAUUGCUCAGCGUUCCCGUCUUGCCGCG